Molecule: messenger RNA, 537 nt
Organism: Lotus japonicus
Lineage: Eukaryota; Viridiplantae; Streptophyta; Magnoliopsida; Fabales; Fabaceae
Product: protein SKIP34
Exons: 1
Coding region: 99-368 (89 amino acids)
Source: RefSeq, a predicted model, not a curated record
UUUUUUCUUUUCUCUUUUGUGAAGUAACCCACCCCGUUUCUAAUCCUCUUUCUCUCUAGGGUGCUCGAAGUUUCACGCGAAUUUCUGAAAUCCGAAGCAUGUGUUGCGGGCAGCAGCGAUCGUUAUCGAAAGACGAUUUCACCGAUCGGACAUCGUCGGCGGCGGUGGACGAUCUCCGCGGUCGCCUCGCUGACACGGAGGCUCGUCUCGCUCGCGCCAGAGCUCGGGAAGCCGAGCUGACCCACCGCCUCCACCAGAUGCGCCGCUUCCUCUCCGUCAUGGAGAUCCUCGAAGACUACCUCAAACGCCGCUACCACCAACAACAACAGCGCCUGGCUCGCCUCCUCUCUCCUUCUCCCAAUCGAUAGCCAUCGCACCUUUCACCUCAUCGUCAAUCACCAUCCAUGUGUAUAUGCUGUUACAUUAUUAUUUUUCUUCUUGUUGAAUUUUUUGUAUAAUUUCAUACAUGUUGUGACCUUGAUGUUGAUAAUUCUUGAUAUUUGAAGUCAAUCUUGUGCUACUUUAGUUUUUGUUUCA